AUCUACCAGGAGUGAUUUUUUCGGCUUGUGAGGCUUCCCUGGUGUUACUGGGUUGUCCAAAUCUACAUGUAGUGCCGCCUUGGGGUAAAGACGAGACAGGUGUCUAAUGAACUAAAAUGUCUCUGCAGUUCAAGAGCAACCUGCUGGGGACUCAAACCUACAUUACCUUUUCCUUACAUCAAAAGGUCUCUCUCUUCUCUCUCUCUCUUAUAUAUAAUAUAUUACAUCACACCUGCUUGACUGUUGUGGUAGUUAUAUAUAAUUAGACGAGUUCUGUCAUAAAGAUCAGUGUGCAAUGAAUCGGUACUUAAGUUGUAGUGGUUUGGUCCUCCUUUCUCUUCGGAACCUGUGCGUCACAUAGUGAUAUCCCAUUGUUCAGAAUCAGGCAGGUCGUUUCCGUGUCGGGCCAAAACAAUACAACGACACAACACAAGGUGUGACCUACUUUACUACAUUGGAUUAGGUUCUAAUUUGCAUAACGUAUGUAAUGUUGCUCAUUUUCGACAACAUGGAAAUCCGUCGUCCCUAUCUACAGCUAUCCUAUAACGGUAUAUCCUAUCCUUUGAAAAAACAUUUACUUAUACUGCAUGCUAUGAUGUUUAUACGCUUCCAAGUAGCUUCCCAUGUCAGAGGUGAGACUUAAACAUUUGAAUAGUUUUCCUCAGGUGAACGGACAGGUUAGACGACAGUGCAGCCGGAAGUGGCACCGGGACAAAUCCGCACUGCAAGAUAAAGUCUCUCCCCCUGUGAGAAAGAAAUUUUAACGAUAGUGGCAAAGGCAUCUAUUGUACAAAUCCUGCCUUCUGUUACGUUCUCAUGAGCAGGGCUUGAAGGCGACCUACCCAUAAGAAAGAGGCAUCCAGGAGUAUCAGGAACUUUUCGUUUUGGUGGGAAAUGGAUGGGCAAUACCCGAGGAUGUGGCAGUCCAACAGAAGAGGAAACAAGACAAGCAUCAGUAACGUUAGUUGGCUUCCUGAUAAGAGAAGGUGACACGGAAAAAUUGUUGACAAGUCGACAGAGGAAGGAAACGUGGUAUUAUAGUGCCACUGCCCGAUAAAGAAAAGAUGACACGACAUGGGACGUUCAGUGCGGCACUUCUGCUAGUCGUGCUGCUAUCUGGUCUCCAUGCUUAUCAGGAACUUUUCGUUUUGGUGGAAAAUGUCGCAAUACCCGAGGAUGUUUCAGUUGGUAGCACAGUGGUGCAGCUGAGAGAUUUUCUCAACGCCAGCGUUGGUUCUGCACAAGGCGGCAAUGGGGCGUUUUGGUCAGUAAACAUCACCACAGGGGACGAUUCGGGGCGGUUUGGGGUUCGUGCGGAGGACUUGGCGUUGAUUUUGGCGGCUCCGCUGGACUACAAGUUCCACUCGCGAUACAACCUGACGGUGGAGCUAACAAACACCACUUAUAGGACUGUCCUGUACGUGAUCAUCGUCAUUGAAGUGAUAGACGUGCCGGGAUACCCACCAUUCUAUGAUAAACGGUGCGAAGCGCCAGUCCUUUUGGGCAUACAGCGGGGCGGGUAUUAUACCGUACUCAGCAGUGACGGAAUCCAAGUUUCAAUCGGAGAUCAAUUUUUGUCAUACCGGGACUAUCUUAAGACCUCGAGGAAAUACGCGAGGAACUUUCCGAGUAACUUCCUAUUGAAAGAUGAUUGUUCUGCAAGAAUCGCUAUUACCGGGAGCGAAUGGGAUUCAGACUCGACUACACUCUUCUCGCUGCUCCAAGGGCCACAACAAGGUAGGCUUCAACUAAAGUGUCACGACCGAGAGAGGAAGGAUAAAGGGAAGAUUUCUUUUUUUGACAUUUCUCUCAAUGAAGACUACCCCCAAUGGCUAAGAAGUGGUCACUUUCAAAUUGAUAAAGGUGACCGCAAUGUCAUUACUAUAGAGUUAAAUGAUAUAUGGUCCACAUCACCGUACUGGGUGCGAUGUAGCGCUAACAUCGCGCUCAAUGGGGGAACAAAUCAGCUUGUGUACACAUUUCAGUACAACGUUACAGGAUGUCCUGAGGGUCGGUACGGUUUGUACUGUGACAAGGACUGUGUUUGCAAGAACGGAGCCCGUUGCCAUGGCUUUAACGGUGCCUGUAAGUGCCGUCCUGGCUGGAGAGGACGAGCCUGUGAUAUUCCCUGGCCUGAGGUCGUCAUCGUAGAGACACCUGGUGAUUCAGUUGUGAAGUACAUCGAUACCAAUCUGACACUAACCUGUCUGGCUGCAAACAUCCACGUAGCAAAUAUGACUUGGGCUUACCAAAUAGGUAACAGACAGAACGACACAAAAGUCAUCGAGGAAGGGAACGUACAGAACAGUUCCUUUAGCUUUCAAACUAUCCUAGAAUCGGAUAACGGUAGAUAUAGUUGUCUGGUACAGGCGAAAGACGAACAACUGUUUAAUGCGACUUACGUUCUGAACGCUACGGAAUGCCGACCUAACUACCAUGGGGAAGUUUGCAGCCAAGUGUGUGACUGUGAGUACGGCGGGACGUGUGACAGGUGGGAGGGUUGUCUAUGUCCUCCGGGCCGUCAUGGAGACAGGUGUGAGCACAAAUGCGCACCUGGCACAUUCGGGUUCAACUGCAGCUUGGAGUGCAAAUGUGAAAACGACGCUUCGUGUGAUUCAGUGAAUGGAAGCUGUAUUUGUGCUGAAGGACAGUCGGGUGAGUUUUGUCAGAACGUCUCCAUUCCUGAUGAGAACCGAGUCGUUGUUGUAGUGUUGGCGUCCGUUAUCCCGACCAUUGCUCUAAUCGGAUGUAUAGUGACCGGUAUCCUGGUAAGACGGGGUCGUCGAAGACCUGAACACCCAGCUGAAGACUUAAACAUGAUAGAAACUCUUUCACCAUGGGAAGUAGACAAAGAGGACAUUCAGUUCGAACACAUGAUCGGUGAGGGAGAGUUCGGCCAUGUGGUACGGGGAAAACUGCGCGUGCCCGAAGGCUACCAGGUUUUGGUGGCCGCCAAAAGUAUCCGGCCCGAGCGCAUGACAGCCUCUGCUGUCCGUGACUUUCGCCGCGAAAUGGACAUCCUCGCCAGGAUCCACGAGGACAAAGAGGGACACCCGAACGUGGUGAAGCUUUAUGGCGUUGUUACCAAGUCUGAGCCUCAGUACAUCCUUGUAGAGUACGCGAGCAAUGAAGAACUGCGACGGUACCUGUGGAGUCUGCGCGAACACUACAAGACCACGGGAAAUAGCAAACUGUUGGAGCGCCUGGGGUUUGCUUGUGACGUAGCCUGUGGGCUAUCGGAGCUGGCACGUCUGAAGAUCGUGCACAGGGACGUCGCAGCUCGUAAUAUUGUCAUCAGCGACAGGAAAGUGGCGAAGAUCGCGGAUUUCGGGCUGUCGCGUGACAUUUACGUGUCGUCGGCGUACAAACGUACCAACCAGGGCGGGGAGGAGGAGUUGUUGCCGUUGAAGUGGAUGGCCCUGGAGUCGUUACGGGACGGGGUGUACACAUGCGAGAGUGACGUGUGGUCGUACGGCGUGCUGCUGUGGGAGAUCGCCAGCUUUGGGGAGGAGCCCCGCUAUGCUGGCGGGCCGCUGCACCCGGACGUGUGCACACUAUUGGAGCUGCUGAAGAAAGGAGUCCGUCUGCAGCAGCCGGAGAACUGUCCGCUGUCGGUGUACCGCAUCAUCAGGUCCUGCUGGAUAGUCGACCCAACAAAGCGGCCGACGCCUGAAGAGCUGUUCCGAAAGAUGGACCAAAUGAGGCCACAAAGACAUGCUGCGCUUCUGGAAAAUCACAACAGGCGAUAACGGAUUUUCAGACCAAUGGAGUCUACCUUAGGUCGGUUUGAAACUUAUCAAUCUGCAUCUAAACUGAUGGACCAUAGUGAUCUACUAAUUAUAAAAGCUUUAAUGGGAAUCCUUUUCAGCAUGUAUGUGUCUACAUACUUGUAUCUAUAUAUAUUAAUACUAGUAUACGGAAAUGCUGACUGAUGACUGAUGGUCUUGUUUUAUUCAGUGUUUCACAAACUCACUGGCAAGUCCCGUAAUAAGAUAAAGCUGAUGUGAUUGAUACUAAUGUUGCUGUUUUAAACUGAUGUAAGAUAUACACAGGAUUAAGUUAAGACGGCAAGGCAGCAUGUACUAUAUAAGUAUGCAGAAGUGCGAUUACUUUAUGUAAGGUGUGCUGAUAUUAGUGGUAUUUUAACUGUCUCCAGCUGAAUGUCUGAUUUGUCCGUUGGUAGUGUGACACCCGCUAAAUGUGAAUAAAAUCAGACUGACCUUAAAGUGUAAUGGGAUUUAUCAAUACAUGUGGCUCUGUGUACAAAUUCAACUACCAAAAACAGAAUUCUAUGUAAUAAAAAAAUAGCCUAACAUGUUCACGACGUCACUAGAUCAUGGCUGAAAAACGUACAAUAGUGACUGCUAUCGCGAUGUAUUGUCCUUGACAUGGACUUUGCAAUGAUAACAAGAUCUGAGCGAUGUAACCUAGUGCAGAAACACUUAUGCUGUGGAUUGUUAUACUAGAGUAUGUGUAUAAAACCAAUUGAGCUGUGAACGUUGUCGAAUUUUUGACUUCCCCAAAUUGGUGGUGUAGUAUACGGUUUCAGUUAAUGUUGGAGUAAAUGCCCUAAACUAUCAUAGAUAUGUGUAAUUGUGCAUAAUGGAUUAGGUUAUGUUUCUUCAAAU
Branchiostoma floridae (Florida lancelet) is the source of this 4628-nucleotide messenger RNA. RefSeq names its product receptor tyrosine-protein kinase let-23-like. Lineage: Eukaryota; Metazoa; Chordata; Leptocardii; Amphioxiformes; Branchiostomatidae. Bases 1065 to 3749 code for a protein of 894 amino acids. The transcript has 2 exons. Gene Ontology annotation, molecular function: transmembrane receptor protein tyrosine kinase activity; calcium ion binding; ATP binding. The record is from RefSeq and is a predicted model, not a curated record. Gene Ontology annotation, cellular component: membrane; signaling receptor complex. Gene Ontology annotation, biological process: positive regulation of kinase activity; homophilic cell-cell adhesion; multicellular organism development.